This is a messenger RNA of Microdochium trichocladiopsis, 4668 nucleotides long. RefSeq lists its product as uncharacterized. The record is from RefSeq and is a predicted model, not a curated record. The coding region runs from base 318 to 4604 and encodes 1428 amino acids. The transcript has 3 exons. NCBI's taxonomy places the organism in Eukaryota, Fungi, Ascomycota, Sordariomycetes, Xylariales, Microdochiaceae. Gene Ontology annotation, molecular function: protein binding. Gene Ontology annotation, cellular component: Ski complex.
AACGCCAACCCACAGCUGCACUUCUGUGCCUUGUGCCGAACCCUGGGCCGCCACACUCUUUUUGGUGCAUCAUUCUUGAGACAAUACCUCUGUCUCUUCCACUGGCAGCAGCAGCAACGGCGUUUCUAGGCCGUGGUUGUGGCAAGGCUUGUCAGAGUCCUUGCCCAGGCCUUGGACACCCCGGCGCCUUGGCCCCGAGCUCACACAACUGGCAAGCUCGGCCCUAGACGGCAGCUUCAACUUCGUUAUCUUUUUGAACAGACCACAGCUCGCCGACUCCGCAUGUGCAAAGGCGUCUCAGGCCGAAGCAAUCCAUCAUGUCGAGCUCCAAAGCCGCCCUCAAGGCGAUCAAGGAUGCCAUAGGCAAGCAGAAAUGGGACGAUGCCAUAUCUCUGGCCCGCGAUGUCUUUGACAAGGACCCAAAGAACUACCAAGCAUACGUCUUUUAUGCAUUCGCGCUGGACAAGAAGAACCAGGUAGAUGAUGCCGAGAAGGCAUACGAGACGGCGUCGAAUCUCCGCCCAGAAGAAUCGCAGGCCUGGCAGGGUCUCAUCAAGAUCUAUGAAAAGAGAGGCUCCUCCAGCAUACCAAAGUAUCACAAGGCCGCGCUCAAGCUUGGAGAAAUCUUCCGAGACGCCAACGAGGUAGACAAGUGCCACGAUGUGGCGCAGAAGUUCGUCGACUUCGCCCUCAACCAGGGGGACAGGGCACAAUACGUCCAGGCCUUACACAUCAUGCUUCCAGACAGCCCGAUAUAUGACGCGCUGGAAGGCCGGGUUCCGCAUCCCUCAAAGACCUAUGAGACCAUGGCUCAGAUUCUGGAAGUGGAUGAGAAGAAGCGCAUCAACACUUUAAUCGGUGAGCGCAGGACCAGGCUUGGAGCCAAGCUUGGCGACGUCACUGUAGAAGUCACACGAGAAGUCUUGUGCAACAGCCCACUGGCCGAAAUCUACCAGCAGCUUAUCCUCUGGACAAGAGACGACGACAUACGGCGGCAGUAUGAAGAAAAGCUGCUGCAGUUUUGCUACGACAGAUUGUUGGCAAUGCACCCGGCAGACAAGCCCAAGGAACUCCCGAACGUGCAGAAGUUGGCCAAUGACAUGGUCAUCAUUAAACAUCCGUUCAAGUUGGCGUGGGACAUUGCUAUUGAGUGGCAAGACUGCAAGGAGUUUAAAGAUUGGGACGUCAACGUUCUGCGCCAGUACUGUGCGCACUUUCCAGACAGCGAUCUGUACCGGGUGUUGACAGCGUUCAUGACGAGCAGUAUUUCGCCAUUCCCAAAGCUCGAACCGGACGACACUAAGCGGUCAGCAUCGACGGAAAAGACCGAAAGCACGGAUGACAGUUCAGAUGACGAGGAUGGAGGCGCCCCGACCUCCGUCAUUCCAUUCACUGACGAGGAUCGUCUCCUCAUGAUGACGGAAGGCAUAGCUUCGACCAAGUCUCUUUUGGCCCACCGAAUCGUCGGCGAGUACUAUCAGCACUUGGAAGAGCACGAGACUAACGUUGAGCUCAUGCGGAAAGCCAUGAAGAUAAUGGUUACGGAAACAGAAAGGACAGGCAAGGUCUUCGUCAAUACGAACCAGGCUUACAUGGUCUACCUUGGUACUGCACUUGUCUACUACCAAUCCCCAAGGAAUCAUGGCGAGGCCAAGUUCUUAUUUGACAAGGUUCUCGAAGUCGACCCUACGUCGACACCAGCCAUGAUAGGCGUGGGACUGAUCUAUGAGGAGGAGGAGGAGUUUGACCAGGCUAUCAAUUUCUUGGAACGGGCACUGGUGGGUGACCCAGGCAACCUCAGAGUCCGCGCUGAAGUGGCGUGGUUGUAUGCGCUCAAGGGCGACUACGCGCGCGGCAAAGCUGAGCUUGAAGCACUACUCGAGCCGAUGAGCCAAGAUGCUGUGUCAAAAGAGACCCUGGCACAGACCCGAUACCGUCUGGGAAUGUGCAUCUGGAAUCUCGACGAUUCCAAGUCGGCUCGCAAGAGUCGCAAGGGAGCGUAUGCCUGCUUCCUCGACGCGCUCAAGGCUGAUUUCAGCUUCGCGCCGGCAUACACAAGUCUCGGUGUAUACUAUGCGGAUUAUGCGAAGGACAAGAAGCGUGCCCGCAAAUGCUUCUUACAGGCUGUGGAGCUGUCGUCAUCAGAAGUCGAGUCUGCAGAGCGACUGGCAAGAUCUUUUGCCGAUGAUGGCGACUGGGACCAGGUUGAGCUCGUUGCCCGGCGCGUCGUCGAGUCUGGCAAAGUGAAGCCUCCGCCAGGCUCAAAAAGGAAGGGUAUCAGCUGGCCAUAUUCUGCAUUGGGUGUCGCCGAGCUCAACAAGCAGGACCAUGGUAAAGCGAUUGUCUCUUUCCAAAACGCCCUCCGAAUGACACCCAAUGAUUAUCACUCGUGGGUUGGGCUUGGCGAAAGCUACUACAACUCUGGGCGAUAUAUCGCGGCAACCAAGGCGCUACAAAACGCUCAGAAGUUGGAGGAGACAGCCACUUCGAUCCCAGAAGACGAUACGUGGUUCACAAAGUACAUGCUUGCGAACGUUAAGCGCGAAAUCGCCGAGUACGACGACGCCAUUGAGCUAUAUCAGCAGGUAUUGAAUACGCGGCCAGACGAGGAAGACGUCGCCAUUGCACUGAUACAGACACUGGUUGAGGACUCGCUGGAUUGUGUCGACAAAGGCUUGUUCGGCAAAGCGAUUGAGCUAGCUCGGAGGGUUUUAUCGUAUGCGCUUACCGUGCCGGAGGCUGUGACCAGGACGUUCAACUACUGGAAAGCAGUAGGAGACGCCUGCUCGAUCUUCUCCGCGGUGCAAAGUCGCCUGCAUGACUUCCCGACCGAGGACAUACGCAAAAUCCUCGAGCAAGGCGAAGACGCCGAAGUUCCUUACACGGUCCUCCACGACGUCGACGGUGUGGGGAAGAGUGUCAUUUUUGCGAAGGGCUUGUUCUCGGAAGACGAACAGCUCGGUGUUGAUCUGACGCGCAGCUUGCACGCCUCUAUUCUGGCACACAAGAGAGCUGUGCACCUUUCAGCUCAGGAUAUCCACGCUCAAGCGGUCGCUUACUACAACCUUGGAUGGGCAGAAAACCGCGCGCACCAGUGCCUGCCUGCGGACAUCCGCGCACAGUCGAGCAGAUAUCAAAAGGCUGCCGUCCGGUGCUUCAAACGCGCGAUUGAGCUUGAGGCAAGCAAUUCCGACUUCUGGAAUGCUUUGGGCGUCGUGACCAGCGAGAUCAAUCCAUCUGUAGCACAGCACGCUUUCGUGAGAAGCUUGUAUCUCAACGAGCGUAGUGCACACGCGUGGACAAACUUGGGCGCCCUGGCGCUCAUCCAGAAUGACCCUCAGUUUGCGAACGAGGCGUUCACUCGAGCGCAGUCCAACGAUCCCGACUAUGCACAUGCUUGGCUAGGUCAGGGCUUUGUUGCGCUCCUCUACGGCGACAGCAAGGAAGCGCGGGGCUUGUUCACACACGCCAUGGACAUCUCCGAAGCGUCAUCGCUGGCCACGAGACGGCACUAUUCCGUCUCACUCUUCGACCAUAUCCUCACCAACCCGCCAGCUCUUAGCAGUAUUUCCCUGGUACAUCCGCUAUUUGCGCUGCGACAGCUUCACGGGCUGAACCCACAGGAACUCAGUUACGAGCACCUUGCAGUACUAUUCGAAGAGCGUACUGACGACAUUGGGCGGGCUAUAGAGUCUCUCGACAAGACUGCCAACGCUCUCGAAGCUAGUUACGAGUCAACUGAAUCACCACAAGCUCUAGGCCGCUUUGCACUGGCCAAGACAGAUCUUGCGCGAGCGUAUCUUGCCGCUGGUGACUACGAGCAGGCCGCGCAGUGCGGCGAGCUGGCCCUUCAGCUGAGCAGCGACAACUCCGAGAACGAGCUGAGCUCCGAGCAGCGCCGCAAGGCACGGCUCUCGGCACAUCUCACCGUUGGGCUUGCGCAGUACUUUAGCAAGGAGCUCGACUCGGCGUUGGGCUACUUUGAAACCGCGCUCGAGGAGUCAGAAGGCAACCCGGACGCUGUUUGCGUGCUCGCACAAGUACUCUGGGCAACGGGAAGCGAGGAUGCGCGCGACCGGGCUCGCUCCGCGCUGUUCGAGGUCAUCGAGAAGGACUCUACGCAUGUCACGUCGGUUCUGCUUCUGGGUGUCAUCGCGCUCCUCGACGACGACGCCGAGUCCCUCGACGCCGUCCUGGCCGAGAUCAACACCCUGCGGACCAGCAACACCGUCACGGAUGCAGAGCAGGCGCAGAUCGGCGACGUCCUGCGCGCCGUGGCCGCGCUAUCCCAGCAUGACGCGGCGGCAGGAGGAGACGAAGAUCCCGUCCUCACGCAGAUCCAGAGCGACAUCAUGCUGAACCCACACCUUCCACAUGCCUGGAGUAAGUUGUCUCAGCACAGUCCCAGCAGCGACGACAGCUACGCGGCAGACAUGGCUCUGCAGGUCGCGCAGAAGGCCAUCCCGCCCCGCGGCGCCCUGGGUGCGGCAGACCUCGCCGAGGCGUUUGCGGGCACGGGUACGAUUGCAGACGCGCAGAAGGCGGUGCUCGUGGCGCCGUGGAGUGCCUGCGGAUGGGAGAGCCUUGCGGCGGGUGUUGCCUGAAGAUGUGGACCCGUACAUUGCAAGUCGUCUGGACAAAACACGCAGAAGGUUAUUUGUUGGUAGC